Messenger RNA from Medicago truncatula (barrel medic), 1628 nucleotides. RefSeq names its product pre-mRNA-splicing factor ISY1 homolog. The record is from RefSeq and is a predicted model, not a curated record. Lineage: Eukaryota; Viridiplantae; Streptophyta; Magnoliopsida; Fabales; Fabaceae. Gene Ontology annotation, biological process: generation of catalytic spliceosome for second transesterification step. Bases 180 to 1091 code for a protein of 303 amino acids. The transcript has 2 exons.
GUUUUUUCUAACACUAUUAUCUUCGUUAUCAAAUAAACAAAGAAAAUAUCACCUUCUGAGAAGAGGGGUUUAGGGUUCUAUUCACAAAAGCGAUUCGUUAGUGUGUUCGAUCUCGUUUUCAUUCAUCCAUAAGAAGAAGAAGAAGAAGAAGAAACCGUUUUCAUCAGAAUCAAGCAAAGAUGGCUCGUAACGAAGAGAAAGCUCAAUCGAUGCUGAAUCGAUUCAUCACCAUGAAAGCUGAGGAAAAGAAGAAACCAAAAGAACGCCGUCCUUUUCUCGCUUCUGAAUGUCGUGACCUAAACGAAGCCGACAAAUGGCGUCAGCAAAUCAUGCGCGAAAUCGGCCGCAAAGUCGCCGAGAUUCAAAACGAAGGUCUCGGCGAACACCGUCUUCGUGAUCUCAACGACGAAAUUAACAAACUCAUUCGUGAGAAAUCGCAUUGGGAGAGGAGAAUUGUUGAGCUUGGAGGACCGAAUUACGCGAGGCAUUCUGCGAAAAUGACUGAUUUGGAUGGGAAUAUUGUUGAUGUCCCUAACCCUAGUGGAAGGGGGCCCGGGUAUAGAUAUUUCGGUGCAGCGAAGAAAUUGCCUGGGGUUAGGGAGCUUUUUGAGAAGCCGCCGGAGUUGAGGAAACGAAGGACGAGAUAUGAUAUUUAUAAGAGGAUUAAUGCUGCUUAUUAUGGUUAUAGGGAUGAUGAAGAUGGGAUAUUGGAGCGAGUUGAGGCUCCGGCUGAGGAAUGUAUGAGACGCGAGGCGGUUGAGGAGUGGGAGAGGUUGGAUAGGAUAAGGAAGGAAGCUAGGAAGGCUGUGAGGAGUGGGGAGGUUGUUGAGGUUACUGCGGCUACGAGGGAGAUACUUCAUGAGGAAGAGGAGGAUGUGGUGGAGGAGGAGAGGAUGAAAGAGAGAGAGAUGAGGGAGAGGUUGGAUGAGAAAGAGAGGGAAUUUGUUGUGCAUGUGCCGUUGCCGGAUGAGAAGGAGAUUGAGAAGAUGGUGUUGCAGAAGAAGAAGGCGGAUUUGUUGAAUCGGUAUGUGAGUGAUGUGCUUAUGGAGGAGCAGACUGAAGCUAAGGAUUUGCUUAACAUUCAUCGCUAGAUAUAGCAGGGAAUUUUGAUCAGUAGAGUCGGUGCAAUGCUGUAAUUACUUGGAAUAGUGAGUCAUCUGACCGAACUUUGUUACCAAGGAUAGUGUUAGAAGUUGUCGAUCUUUGGGUGGUGGUAGCAAAACAUGGUUAUUGCAUUGCCUGGUCGAAAGGGCAUGCAAGCAGCGGUGCUGAGGGGAUUGAAUUGUUAUUGGGUUGAAUAUAUUUUUUUAUUUCUGCUCUCCCCCCUGCACUUUUCGUUCGCGUCCAGCCAAACUGACCAAAAUACCCCUGCAUUACUUAACUAAUGCAAGUGUAAAAAAAACGUAACUUAGUUUUAUCACAAAUGUUGUAAAAAAAAUCUGUUUGACUGACCCGAAACCAUAAUCAUCAACAUUUUGAAGGCUUCAACUUUAUGAGACGACGGUGGUGGCUUCAAUUUCAAAACAAGUCUUGUAAUUUCUUUUGUCAAUAACAUCACCAGUUUCCGACAACAAAGACGAAACAAUGUGAUCAAUAUUCAACAUUAACAUUAAACCCUUUAAACUCAA